Messenger RNA from Daldinia loculata, 1540 nucleotides. RefSeq names its product glycoside hydrolase family 18 protein. Gene Ontology annotation, molecular function: chitinase activity; chitin binding. Gene Ontology annotation, biological process: chitin catabolic process; carbohydrate metabolic process. Gene Ontology annotation, cellular component: extracellular region. The transcript has a single exon. NCBI's taxonomy places the organism in Eukaryota, Fungi, Ascomycota, Sordariomycetes, Xylariales, Hypoxylaceae. The record is from RefSeq and is a predicted model, not a curated record. The coding region runs from base 280 to 1365 and encodes 361 amino acids.
GGGUUCUUCCAAAAAGGUACGACUCCUCGUGUUACUUGAGGUAAGUACAUCGAUUAAUUGCCGCCACAUCAAGGAUACAAGCUGGCCGCGAGUCCAAACAGCAACUACACAGCAUCAUCAACUUGGCUACCUCAUCCUCAUUCAGCUCGAGCAUAUCAAGAAUUAAAUAGCUUCAUUCUUAUAAUUAUAAGUCUAACUUUAUACUUAAGAGCAUUCUCAAUAAUAUCAAUUAAAUCUUAUUUUCUUCUUACUAUCCUGUCUCUAACCAAGUACAUACCAAUGUUUUCGCUAUUUACCUCUAAACCUUCCGUUAUGUCAUCUAACCAAACCCCCAUCAAUGCCGUAUACUAUCCUAGCUGGCGAGUCUACAAGGGCUUCCCCCCUUCGUCUCUCCAGCUGGACUGCGUUAACCAAAUUUUCUAUGCCUUCGUCCGGCUAAACGAAGAUGGAACCCUCAAAUUGUUAGACGAGUUUGCAGACUUAACUAAAGACGUCGACGGGGAGAAGGGCUGCCUCCGUGCGCUGGCCAAGCUAAAGCAGCAAAAGCCUGAUCUCAAAACUCUAGUCUCAAUUGGUGGUGGCAGUGGCAGCGCCGAGUUUCCCGCCAUGGCCGCGCACUCUACCCAUCGGAGUACGUUUGCGAAGUCUUGCAAGGAGUUCGUAGAGCAGUACCAAUUCGACGGCAUAGAUCUUGACUGGGAGCACCCGACAACACCAGAAGCAGGUAAAAAUUACAUUGCCGUACUCCGCGCCCUAAGAGAAGUCCUGCCCUCGCCCCAAUACCUCCUUACUACCGCCCUGCCCACCGGUGAGUACUGCUUGAAGAAUAUCGACAUGCGCGCAGCGGGGAAACUCCUCGAUAGUCUAAAUCUAAUGGGCUACGACUUCAAUGGCCCAUGGACUGAUGUAUCGGGCCACCACGCACAGCUCUUACCUCAACCAGGCUCGCAAGAGCAUGUAUACCCGGCUCUGAGGCAUUCAUGCCACCGUGGUGUUGAGUACCUAGAGUCGCGGGGCUUCCCAGUUCAUAAAAUUGUGCUAGGUGUGCCAGUCUACGCAAGGUCUUUUGCUGGGGCCCGUGGGGUUGGGCACCCUUUCAAGUCAGCUGGAGAGAUUGACUACAAUGAUCUACCGCGGGAGUGGAUCAGGAAUGCAACUGUUGAUCAUCAUGUAGUGGCUGCCAGCUACGUUGACCGUGCAGGUAAGGGAUUUGUCAGCUUUGACGUCCCGGAGACGGUAAGACGGAAAGCUGAGUAUGUGAGGAGAAAGGGGCUAGCUGGGUUAUUCUACUGGACUGGUGUUGGUGAUGUUAAGGGCCCUGAGAGCCUGAUUCGGGCUGGAUAUGAAGAGCUUAGCAGGGGGUAAUCAUUGAGGCCUGUGUGGCCAUGAUGAAGGUAUGACCCUUGAUCUAAAAGACUUUAGUUUUAUAUAGACAGAGACAGAAGUAUUAGCGUAGGGGUAUGUGAUAUGUCAGAGUCAAUGCCAUGUCACGUCUAGCUUAGAGAUUCAAGUCAAAAUAGAUCAUUAUUCACGUCUAAGA